This is a messenger RNA of Cuscuta epithymum, 1746 nucleotides long. The record is from the annotation of a GenBank genome assembly. NCBI's taxonomy places the organism in Eukaryota, Viridiplantae, Streptophyta, Magnoliopsida, Solanales, Convolvulaceae.
UAUUUGAAAACAGAGCGCACUUUAAACUCUUCCAAGUUCGAAUAAGCGCAUUCGGGUAAGGAGGAAGAAAUCCAAACACCCCCAACUCCGACAGAGUACAUACUCUUGGCAGCAUCCAUAAAGUGCCUAGAACACAUCAGAAAUCGGCAACAGAGCUCCCAUGGCCAGACCUUCUUGGUUGGUUGAUGGGAACAGGAUAGCAACAAAAAUCAGAAAUGUAUCAGGUGAUCCGGGUAAUGCUUACUGGAAAAGUAACCCUUCAAGGACUUGCCCCAAAUGCCACCAUAUCAUUGACAACAGCGAUGUAACUCAGGAAUGGCCAGGAUUGCCUAGAGGUGUGAAGUUUGAUCCAACAGAUCAAGAGAUCAUCUUGCACUUACUUGCAAAAGUUGGAAAUGAUGAUCUCAAACCCCAUCCUUUUAUUGAUGAGUUCAUUCCAACAGUUGAUAAAGAUGACGGGAUAUGUUACACUCAUCCUCAAAACUUACCAGGUGUUAAGCAAGAUGGAAGCAUUACACAUUUGUUUCACAGAGCCAUCAAAGCAUAUAAUACCGGUACCCGGAAGCGCCGAAAGGUACAGGGUGUUAAUGUUGGAGAUUUUAGGUGGCACAAGACGGGUAGGACAAAACCUGUGUUCUUGGAUGGUGUACAAAGAGGGUGUAAAAAGAUAAUGGUUCUUUACAUGGCCUCGGUCAAGGGAGUGAAAGGCACCGAAAAAACAAAUUGGGUUAUGCACCAAUAUCAUCUUGGGGCACAAGAGGAUGAAAGAGAAGGGGAAUAUGUCAUAUCCAAAGUGUUUUUUCAGCAACAGCAGGUGGUGAAACAAAGUGAGAGAGCGGAACAUGAAUCUCCUGAAGAACCUGAAUCCUUGGAUGCUAUCAUGGAUCCUUAUACUCCAAAGACUGAGACUCCUGAACCUGCUCGUUUAGAAAGAAGACCAUUGAGUUCAGUUUCCGUGCUGGAGACCCCUAAUGUUGAGCAGAAGGUAAUGAAUUGCACAGAGGCUUACACAAAGAUUCCAUCUUUUAAGGAUAUCAAUCUAGAGGAAACCUCAGGGAGCCAACCUGAGAAGUUGGAGGUGCAAAAUGAGAAUGAAGUGUGGGAUAGUGAAGCAUAUAUAUUAGAUACACAACAGCUAGCAGAAGGGUUUUCCUUAGUUGACGAAUUUCUUCAGAGCCAAUCUCCAAACAGGGAUGGAGGCGAAAAUGGUUGUAAUGAGCAAAAGGGCACACCCGGGCUUUCUGAUUAUAGACACUUGGACAAAGAGACAUUUAAAAAGGAUCUUGAGCAGUGCCAAGAGUUGAUCCUUGAUGAUGGACACAUAGAGAACAGCCAAGAUUAUGUGGGCAUUGACUCUCAAGCUAUAGUUCAAGACACACCGCCUGACUUUCGGCUAAGCCAGCUUGAGUUUGGAUCUCAGGACAGUUAUGUUGCUUUUGGUGGGACUAAGAUUGAUUCUUAUGAGAAAGGAAGUGAUUAAUCAUCAUUGUAUCUUGGAAGCAUGGAAGCAAGCAGCAAGAUCUCAUCUGUCUAUUCUCCAUUUUUUGCUAACAUUCUUGUUCUUAUUUUGUACAUGUGCUCAAAGAUAUGCAUAACUGUAUUAGCACUUCAACUGCUUAUUUUGUACAUGUGCUCAAAGAUAUGCAUAACUGUGCUGGCACCUUAGUUACCCUAUUUUGUAUAGUGCCAAAACUCUUGUAAUGUGUUGCUUACUUGCUUAUCAUCCUAGAAAGUGGCAUGUUUUCA